AUGCCGACGGCGCAGCAACAACGCAGCAGGCAAAGCAAGGAGCAGCGCCAGUCUGUCAAGACAUGCGAGGUAUCCGAUGCUCAAGCUGCUGAGAAAUCAGAGACGAGAUGUGAUCUUAAGCUGAACGACGACUUUCUUACGUGGCUUCGUCCCUUAUCUGAGGUCUUGGAACAACAACUGAGACGGCAUGUCAACGCCACGCUAGACUUGUUCUCGUUGCUCCCGCGUGGGUCGGAGAGAGACAGCGGAGCCGACCGGACAAGGCAGGUUUGGAAAUUCAGGGAUUUUUCGAGCAUUGCAGUUGAAAUCACCUGGUCUGGAUCGAAACCGUGGAAACGAGUCGCUGCAAUUGAAGUACACUGCAAGUGUGACGUCGUCGCAGACAAGCGGCCCCAGCCGGAAGCUGUGGAUCUGCAAGCUGGUUCAUCAUUCAAGGAUGCAAAGAUCUUCUGGCGGCAGCGCUUCCUGCUAGGGUUUGCAGAGGCGCGGCAGAAGUUGAAGAACACCGACCAGGGCAAUGGCUUCAUCUGGGCCAAGUACGGAGAAAAGGCGAUGCUAAACUUGUUGACUGAUCUUAUCCUGGAAAGUAUUCUGGUGGAUUUGGGCGAGCAAGACCUUUCCUCUUGCUUGGGCGGGGUUGGACCGGGACUGUCGCAGUUAUCACAGUCUGAGCCCAACACAUCCAUCAUACCGGCAUACCCCGUUCUGAACGAUAAUUUUUACGUCCCCUUGCAGCAGCAAAUGAGUCCACCGGAAUUUCUCAAACUGGCCGUCAUCCUUUGGAAGGCUGCCGCUCAAAGCCCGGAAGCCUUGCAGAAGGCUCUCGAAGAUCUCCAGGGCUGCCAGGCAGCUUCCAAUGUUCCGGUCCUCACGGUCGCUCUGAACACACCUGUUGCAUACAGAUCGGCCACCAAAAACAAGCUUAUGAUGGGGCCGUUACUCAUGUUCAUGCUCGAUGGCUGUGGACAUGAUCGGGAAAGUACUUGCAUGAACAGUAUGGUGGAGUCGCUGGUGGCGCAUGGUGCCGAGGUCAACGCGACUUACGACAUGUACCCGAUUGGUGCACAGCAUGGCUUUGGCCAAUUCCCACUCUUGUGUUUGGCAGGGGAUGACAAUGCAAUGACCAAGUGCCUGCUUAGCUGUCGCGCUCAGCCGGAUCGUGCAAGCAGCUUGAAUUUUUUCCCAUCCUCAACGCCGCUUUGGACUGCCGUUUGGCGUCGAAAGGAGUUUUUGAUCAAUACAUUGCUGGACCAUGGUGCUGAUGUAGAUGUCAACAACUUCGGCUGGUACCCUGAUUAUCCGCCCCUUGUUUUGAGUCAGGAAGCUGCUGGCUGCAGUGUUCUGGGAUUGGCUGCUACCGCAUUGGGUAGAGAUGUCGUCUGCAGCCUGCUGAAGCAUGGUGCGGAGCUGGGAGACUGCACAUACGAGUUAGCCAAUUGCUUGCUGGAGAAUGUGAAGCCUCUGGCAUUGCAUGUCGCAAAGGCACAGCCAGACAAGAUGGCCAAUGGAAAGCUUCUGAAGCAGAUCAGUCGCAUGAGAGCCGAACUCAUCCUACAUGAGGUGCUUCGAGACACAGAAGCCAGGUCGAAGUUCAUGAAAUCGAUCGAGAAGGUUUGUCGAAGCUUGGACUCCGAGGACUACCGCGGCUUCAUGGACAUGCUCCUCGACUUGAUCCACAAAGCACCCUCAGGAGCCGCAAAGCUCUGCGACAUGGGGCUCGCCGUACCCUCCCGAAAAGACCCGCGCCGGUGUGCCCUGCCAACCUGCAGCCUUUUUCUAAAACAUGAGCCGCAGAAUGUCGUAUACGUCUACGGCACGGAGUGGAGCUCUGAUGCACACUUUGCGGAGCAGCUUGCACCUCCUGUUGACACCCGCGACUAUUUGCAGGAAUUAAUGUCAGAGAACCUCUUCGGGCUUCAAGUUCCAUGGAUUUUGCUUGGUGUGUUGAGGGACCUUUUUCUGCCUGAUCGGCACGAUGCUUUGUUCUGCAGCAUUUUCGUCCUGCGGAUCCCUAACAUCAUCAACAUCAAGGUGUUGCGUGCUAUGCGGCGAUUGCCAACCGAGCAGCUGGUAAGACUGUUCAAAGACAGCAUCGUCUUCCGCGCCAUCGCGAUGCAUGUCUGGGCAUUGCUGCACAGAAUGUUUGUUAUGGAUGUGGUGGCGACACUGUUGCAAUUUCUGAGUCUCCUUCUCUGGUGGCAGAACUCUGAAGUUCAAGCUUUGGUCCGGGUUCUGUGGAUCUUGUUUACUUCGGUUGUCCUACUGGAUGCAUCCACCUGGCUCUUGAUGGCAUGCCAGUUUCAAACGCCAUCUCUGAAGCUUACCAUGCAGGUCGGCUUUGGUUUCUGGAUGUCGUUUCAGAGUUGGGGUGCGAGCACGGUGGAUCGGUCAGCAAUGGCGUGCAACCUGGGGCUCUGCCUCAUUGGCAUUAUCUACGAGCUGCGGCUCUACCACCCGCUGGGCCUGCCAUUGGGCCGAAAUUUGUUGCCUAUCCUGAAUGCAGCCCGGACGAAGGAGUUCACAGCCAUGCUGAUGCUGAUCGUCACUGUCCUGACGGCUACAUUUCUUGCGGCGAGUGUGGAGUUCAGCGAGUAUGGUGGGGAGCUAUUGCCAGUUGCAGUUAGAACAUGGCAAACCCUGAUCGUGGGAGAGUCAUCGCUUUUUGACGUGGACGAGUAUUCUCAUCAUGCACUUCGAUACUUCCUGGUCUCUUCUGCAUUCUUUGCCUGCAACAUAGUGCUCAUGAACAUCUUCAUUAACGUAACUGGUGCGGGGUACGAUGACGAGCGCAGAAACAUUGUGGGGACAUUCUUGGUUGAAAGGUUUCAUGCUUGCAUGGAAAGCGUGGAAGUCGCAGGAUGGUCGAGGCGUCUAGUCCUCUCUCUUUUCAGUGUAGCUCUCUGCGUUCGUAUGCUCAUCAGCUUGGGUUUCGGAGAUGUGCUGGCAGCUGUCUGGGAGGCUUGCAUUCUGCUGUGCUGGUUGUUGCUGUACUUGCUUCAGUGGCGCUUGUGUCGUGAAGCGUGCCAACUGCGUGAAAGUGUGGAGGCAGUGCAACCUGCAGUUGCCUGGCAUUUGUGGGUUUGCCUGCCGUCAGAAUGGGAGAAUGAGACCGCCACAGAAGCAAGCUGUGAUCAACAGAGUGGUCUCCGCGAUCUGGGCAAAGCACUGGGUAGUUUGAUGAAACAGAUGGCAGAGCUGCUUCAAAACGCGGAAAAGCUGCUUCAACGACAGCAACGCCUGCGCACCACCAGCUCCAAGCGAUCCGGCAAGAAGGGCGGGUUCGAUGCACUAUGCGACAGCAACCCGAAAGGCAUUUCGUCGGAUUUCUCGUGGCUCGAAGACCUGCUCGUUGCAGCAGAGCUCAGAAGGCACAUCGACCCCGCAACAAGAUGGGCCGAGGAGAGGGACAUUGUCCAAAGUGAUUUCCUCGGUGGGAAUGAAGUCUCUGCGGCCUCCAGGGAGGAGGCAUUCACACACAUGGAUGAUUUGUCGAAGCACCUAAAGUUGAGUGCGGCCGCUACGCAGCGGUUGUACAAACAACUGCAGAACAGGUGGAUUACACCGAAGCUUGCCGCUGCCCAGGACUAG
Messenger RNA from Symbiodinium sp. CCMP2456, 3588 nucleotides. The record is from the annotation of a GenBank genome assembly. Lineage: Eukaryota; Dinophyceae; Suessiales; Symbiodiniaceae.